This is a messenger RNA of Colletotrichum chrysophilum, 1626 nucleotides long. RefSeq lists its product as uncharacterized. The transcript is spliced from 2 exons. NCBI's taxonomy places the organism in Eukaryota, Fungi, Ascomycota, Sordariomycetes, Glomerellales, Glomerellaceae. The coding region runs from base 1 to 1626 and encodes 541 amino acids. The record is from RefSeq and is a predicted model, not a curated record.
AUGGCAUCAUCUUGGUUUGCCAUGGCCGUCUCCCGCCUUUUGUGUUCGGUGUAUGCAGCUUCAUUCUGCCGCGAUCCUUCAACUUACAAUUUCCCGCCCCUUCUAGACGUAACUCUAGAUGAUCUACGCCAAGGGCUCGACAGCGGCCUCUUCACUAGCGUUGACUCGGUGAAUGCCUACGUUGCUCGCAUUGAUGAGGUGAACGAUGACCUCCAUGCCGUCGCCGAAAUCAACCCUGAUGCAGUCUCCAUCGCUGCUUCUCUAGACCAAGCUCGGGCGCAAGGCGGACCUCUUCUUGGACCUCUGCACGGCCUCCCAGUGCUGCUGAAGGACAACAUUGCCACCAACGACAAGAUGAAUAACACUGCUGGCUCUUUCGCGCUCGUCGGCGCAAGAGUCGGCGAAGACAGCACCGUAGCGGACAAGCUCCGCAGAGCCGGUGCGGUCAUUCUUGGCAAGGCCACCAUGGCUCAAUGGGCGACUUGCCGGGGUACUAACUCCAGCGCUGGAUGGUCUGCUCGAGGGGGCCAGCCGAUCGGGGCGUACCAUCCAAACCAAGACCCGCUGGAGUCCUCCUCAGGAAGUGGUAUCGCAUCUUCAAUCGGUCUCGCGUGGGCUUCACUUGGAACGGAGACUCUGGGAUCGAUUACUAUGCCCUGCGAUGUCUCCAAUCUUGUGGGGAUCAAACCCACCCUCGGUCUCGUCUCACGGCACCUCGUCAUACCCAUUACUGAGCACCAGGACGUAGUCGGGCCAGAUCCUCGAGACAACUACACUUCCGCCAUACCGUUCACAGAGACGCCAGACUAUGCUGCGGCUUGUGUCGACUCAGGUCUCCAGGGGAAACGAAUUGGUAUUCCGAGGCACCUGUUCAAAGACACCCCUUUACCAAACACCAACUACUCCAUCUCAGUCUUCAACUCGGCAGUAGACAUUCUGAGAUCUGCCGGAGCUGAAAUUGUUGACGACGUAUGGCUUCCCGUGGGUGACCAUGUUACACGUCUGCUCAAUCUGUCCAGCCAGGUUAUGGGCGCAGACUUCCUCGUAAACCUCGAGGAAUACUUUGCGAAGCUCACAUACAACCCUUACAACAUCACCACGGUCGCCGAACUUCGAAACUGGACGCAAGACGAUCCACGUGAAGGCUAUCCGGAACACAAUACUGAAGUCUGGGAUAUAGAACUUGUCAGAGGCGUUCGCAACACCGAUCCCCUCUUCUGGGAGCUUUACACCGAGAGACAGUAUCUUGCUGGUCCACUGGGGUACGCAGGGGCUUUGAAGAACCACUCGCUGGACGCUCUGGUACUUCCAACGAGAUAUAUCCUUGGUCCCGCCGCGCUUCUGGGCACGCCCGUCAUAGCUGUUCCUUUCGGCCGGCACCCAGAUGACACACCGAUUGUGAAAGAUGACUUCGGCAAUCUUGAUGUCUUGGCACCGAACUUGCCUUUUGGUAUCGGUUUUGCUGGAGCAGCGUUCAGUGAGGAGAAGUUGAUAAGCAUAGCGUAUGCUUUCGAGCAGAAGACUAAAGCUCGAACUGCGAUCAAGCCAUACAUCCAGCCAAAGACUGAGUUAGGGGAUAUUGUACAAUCAAGGGAAUGGCGAACGAAUCGGCUGGAUCUGGUGUAG